Molecule: messenger RNA, 3251 nt
Organism: Jaculus jaculus (lesser Egyptian jerboa)
Lineage: Eukaryota; Metazoa; Chordata; Mammalia; Rodentia; Dipodidae
Gene: Klhl26
Product: kelch like family member 26
Exons: 4
Coding region: 251-2014 (587 amino acids)
Molecular function (GO): protein binding
Source: RefSeq, a predicted model, not a curated record
UCCGGCGGCGGCGCGAGUCCCGGCCCUGAGAGGCCGAACAGCUCCACCUCCCAAAUUGCCACCAGCUGAAGACCAAGCAUUCAGAAGACUUGAAUUUAUGGGGGACAUCUGAUUCAAACCACCAUAUUCUGUUCCUACCCCCUAUAAUCUGGUGACCAUCCGUGAUACAAAAAUGCAUUCAGUCUGGCUUUAAAAGUCCUCAUAGUCUUUAUCAAUCUCAACACUUUUCAGACAUCUCCGUAGUCCAAGUAUGGCCGACCGGAAUGGAGCCCUCAAGUGUACCUUCUCGGCAUCUGGCCACAGCAGCAACCUCCUGCAAGGCCUGGCUGCUCUCCGUGCACAGGGUCAACUCUUGGACGUGAUCCUCAUGGUCAAUAGAGAAGCCUUUCACGCACACAAGGUGGUCCUGGCUGCCUGCAGCGACUACUUCAGGGCCAUGUUCACUGGCGGCAUGCGUGAGGCCAGUCAGGACAUCAUUGAACUGCAGGGCGUGUCAGCACGAGGCCUGCGUCACAUCAUCGACUUUGCCUACAGCGCCGAGGUGACACUGGACCUGGAGUGUGUGCAGGAUGUGCUGGGCGCAGCAGUGUUCCUACAGAUGCUGCCUGUGGUGGAGCUGUGUGAGGACUUCCUGAAGGCGGCCAUGAGCGUUGAGACCUGUCUGCACAUUGGCCAGAUGGCCACCACCUUCAGCCUGGCCUCACUGCGUGACUCAGUGGACACCUUUACCUUUCGUCAUUUCCUGCAGAUCGCCGAGGAGGAGGACUUUCUGCGCCUACCACUGGAGCGCCUGGUCUUCUUCCUGCAGAGCAACCGGCUGCAAAGCUGUGCUGAGAUUGACCUGUUCCGCGCUGCUGUGCGCUGGCUGCGGCAUGACCCUGCACGACGGCCACGUGCCAGCCAUGUGCUCUGCCACAUCCGCUUCCCACUCAUGCAGCCAGCUGAGCUGGUGGACAGCGUACAGACUCUGGAUGUCAUGGUGGAGGAUGUGCUGUGCCGUCAGUACCUGCUGGAGGCCUUCAGCUACCACGUGCUGCCCUGCCGCCAGCAUGACAUGCAGUCACCCCGCACAGCUGUGCGCUCCGAUGUCCCCUCCCUGGUCACCUUUGGUGGCACACCCUACACUGACAGUGACCGCUCAGUCAGCAGCAAAGUGUACCAGCUGCCUGAGCCGGGUGCCCGUCACUUCCGUGAGCUUACAGAGAUGGAAGUAGGCUGCAGUCACACAGGUGUGGCUGUGCUUGAUAAUUUUGUGUAUGUGGCCGGUGGCCAGCACCUGCAGUACCGCAGUGGUGAGGGCGCCGUGGAUGCCUGCUACCGCUAUGACCCACAUCGCAACUGCUGGCUGCGCCUGCAGGCCAUGCAAGAGAGCCGCAUUCAGUUCCAGCUGACAGCACUGGGUGGCCUGGUUUAUGCCACAGGUGGCCGCAACCGGGCAGGGAGCCUGGCCUCAGUGGAGCGCUACUGCCCACAACGUGAUAGCUGGGACUAUGCCUGCUCUCUGAAGCGCCGUACUUGGGGCCACGCUGGCACUUCUGCAGGUGGCCGCCUCUAUAUCUCAGGGGGUUAUGGCAUCUCGGUGGAGGACAAGAAGGCUCUGCACUGCUAUGACCCCACAGCUGACCAGUGGGAGGUCAGGGCCCCCAUGAGUGAACCGCGUGUGCUGCAUGCCAUGGUGGGUGCUGGAGGCCGCAUCUAUGCCCUGGGUGGCCGCAUGGACCAUGCAGACCGCUGCUUUGAUGUGCUUGCUGUCGAAUACUACAUACCCGACACAGACCAAUGGACUAGUGUAGCUCCCAUGCGCACAGGCCAGUCAGAGGCCGGUUGCUGCCUGCUGGAGAGGAAGAUCUAUAUUGUGGGGGGCUACAACUGGCGUCUCAACAAUGUGACAGGCAUCGUACAAGUGUACAACACUGAGACAGAUGAGUGGGAACGGGACCUGCACUUCCCAGAGUCCUUUGCAGGCAUCGCCUGUGCCCCAGUCCUGCUGCCCCGUGCAGGCGCCAGGAGGUAGCUGCUGGGACCCACAGAACAGUGCACCAGUUUGGCUUGGCAAAUGUGUGACCUGGGCUGGCCUUGAGGGACCUACUGCAAAACAGCCCCUACCCUGGGGUCCUCAUUUGUUUUCCCCAGUCCAGCUGAGGGAUCCAGUCCAUGAGGACAUAGUGUUGAGGCAGCAACUUGUACCACAGGUGUUUGUGCUAUGCCAGCAGGGGGAGGAACAUCUUCAAGCUCCUUGGGGAGCUCUGUCUCACUUCUCUCCACUCCAGCCUGGCCAGUAUCUGAGGCAUUCAGAUGGCAGCUCCUUCACUGAAGUCCCACAUCUCUGUGCCACACACUCCCUUUCCAGUCUCUCAUGUGUUUUGAAAUUACCUUGCCCAAUCCUCAUGUAACAGUGACAAGAAUCAAGAGAGUCACCUGGGAAGUGUCCUACAGAAGGUGGACCUGGAGUAUACUCGUACGCCUCUCUGGAACCUGACUCUGGCCAUCAGGAUGCCAGGAGGCUCCAGUGGGGUCCGGCACUAAGAGCACUUGUCCAUCUGCUUUUAGAAGAAAACAGCCAAGCCCAGUGUGGUAGACAUACUUGUCCUUCCAACACUUAGGAGACUGAGGCGGGAGUAUUGUUGCAAGUCCCAAGCCAGCCAGUCUCAAAAAAUUGAACAACACAGAAAAACACAGCCAACUCCUAUACAUGGUCCUCAAGGGCCUAGUCCUUAUUCUGACACUGAUCAUCGGGUGAGAUCUGAGGAGGAUGGGCCCGUCUGUUAUAGCUCAGGCAGCCAGGCUGUGUCCGUCCUCCACUUGGAGGGGACAUGUCUUCUGAAGCGUAGUACUCCUGGUCCAUGGGUCUUCAGCUGGAUUGUAUUUCUGCCUUCCACCUCCAUCUUCCUAGCACUGCUGGACUUUAUGUCAACAUCCUACCAGGCCCAGAGCCACCUGUGGGCAGCAGUUGGGUUUUGAGGCUUCCAGGGCUUUGCAGUGCUUCAGCCACAUUGGUUUUGAUGUCUAAACCUCAAAACCUUAUCAUUGUCUUGCUUUUUUUUUUUUUUUUAAAGGAAGCCAGCCCUGCUGUCUUCCAAAUGAGAUUUGAUCUCUUGGGGCAACUGAAAGUGUCUCUCUUGCUGUUAACUGGCGAUGGAUGUUGUGUGUCUGUGACCCACUCACAGUGUAAGGAAUUAACCUUAUUCCUUCACUGCCACCCUCUCCUAGUAUCUCCCCUUAUUUAAUAAAAAUGCCAUGUUGAAACCGGG